AUGGCUUGGUCGAAAGAUUUGCUAAUGGUCGAGCUUAAUCUCAUCAGCUUCUUAAACAAUAAUUGCGUCUUGGGGCCUAGGUAUCUAGAGAAGAAAUCUGAUCAGCUCUGCAAGUAUGAACCUCACCCAAUCAGGGCUUCUAUCCCUGUUUGUCAAUCUAAAGGAAUCGACUGGACGAAUUGGAAUAAGAUGUUGCCGAGGUUAUUCCCAAAAAUAGACGUGUCAAGUAUGGACUUCUAUUGGGUGGAUUGGGUAAAAAGGAUGGAACCUCAGUAA
Prunus armeniaca (apricot) is the source of this 276-nucleotide messenger RNA. The record is from the annotation of a GenBank genome assembly. NCBI's taxonomy places the organism in Eukaryota, Viridiplantae, Streptophyta, Magnoliopsida, Rosales, Rosaceae.